CCCAGCUCCUGCCUCAACACUCAGACGUCUGCUGACCUGGGCCAAUUCAGCCAUGGGCUGGGUGCUGCGGGGAGUCCUGUUCACAUGGGUGUUGAUGGCUCAGGCGAGGGGGGCUGAGCAUUCCCAGGAGCUGUCCUUGGCAGGGUUUCCAGACUGCAAGAAAGCCCUGAAUCUCCCGAGUCUGGAAGUCCUGCCAGGUGGGGGCUGGGAUAACCUCAGGAAUUUGGAUAUGGGCAGAGUCAUCAGCCUAAGCUACUCACUGUGCAAGACCACAGAAGAUGGAUCUUACAUCAUCCCAGAUGAGAUCUUCACUAUCCCCCGCAAGCAGAGCAACCUGGACACCAACUCUGAGCUCAUCGAGUCCUGGAAAGAUUAUCAAAGCAUCACCUCUGCCUCCAUCAACCUGGAGCUGUCUCUCUUCUCCUUCAUCAAUGGCAAGUUCUCCUACGGCUUCCAGCGGACCAAGACCCACCAAGUGAAGGACCACGCUGUCACCACCCGAGUGCAAGUCAGGAACCUGGUCUACACUGCCAAGAUUGACCCAGGGGCAGCCCUGGACAAAGGCUUCAAGAAGCAGCUGCUGACCAUCGCCAGCCACCUGGAGAACAACCAGACGCGGAUGGCCGAUUUCCUGGCUGAGAUGCUGGUGCUCAACUAUGGAACCCACACCGUCACCUCUGUGGAUGCUGGAGCCAGCUUGGUGCAGGAGGAUCAGAUCAAGGCGACCUUCCUGAAGGACAGCUUGGCCAUGCGGAGUGCUGUCACCGCCUCAGCCAGCGUGGCCUUCCACAGCAUCAUCGGUGUGAAAGUUGGAGAGUCCCUGGACGUUGGCUCUGGACUCACCAAGCAGUAUCUGGAGAACCGCACCAACUCCAGGGUGCAGAGCAUCGGCGGCUCCCCCUUUUACCCGGGCAUCACCCUCAAGACUUGGCAGGAGGGGAUCAGAAACCAGCUUGUGGCUCUUGACCGCUCAGGGCUGCCCUUGUACUUCUUCAUCAACCCCAGCACUCUGCCAGAGCUGCCCACCCCCACCGUGAAGAAGCUGGCCAGACGGGUGGAGAUGGCCGUGCGCCGCUACUACACCUUCAACACCUACCCAGGCUGCACCGACGCCACCUCGCCCAACUUCAACUUCCAUGCCAACGCCGACGAUGGCUCCUGCAAGGGUUCCAUGACCAACUUCACCUUUGGGGGAGUUUUUCAGCAGUGUGUGGGGCUGGCUGGCCCUGACACCAACACACUGUGCCGGGAGUUGGAGCAGAGGAACCCCCUCACUGGGGCCUUUUCCUGCCCCACUAACUACACUCCGGUACUGCUGGGUGUGCAGGAGCGGGAGGAAGGUCACAGCCAUCUGGACUGCCACAACAAAUGCAUCCUGGGCAUCUUCUGCCACCGCAAGUGCCAGGACAUCUUCCAGCUCUCCCGAGUGCAAUUCAGCGCCUACUGGUGCGCCACAAGCAGGUCAGUGGCCCCAAGGCCUGGGUACCUUUUUGGGGGUCUGUUCAGCACUCGCAGUGCCAACUACAUCACAGGUGCCCAGUCUUGCCCCUCGACGUACUUCCCGCUGAAGCUCUUUGACGAGCUCAAGGUGUGUGUGAGCCAGGAUUACGAAGCGGGUGGACCGUAUGCAGUGCCCUUUGGGGGCUUCUUCAGCUGCCAGGCAGGGAACCCCUUGGUGGAGAAGAAUCAGGGCACCACUGAGGCCCCCCAUACCAAGAGCUGCCCCCCAGGCUUCAGUCAACACUUGGCACUCAUCAGCGACAGUUGUCAGGUGGAGUACUGUGUCCAGGCUGGCAUCUUCACACAGGGGUCACUGCCACCUGCCCGCCUGCCACCCUUCACUCGACCCCCCACCAACCUGCCAGCCAUUGACACCGUGUUGGUAAGCAGUGGGGAUGGGGACAGUGCCUGGGUCAGGGAUGAGCAGAGCCACAUGUGGCGCCUUGCCCAGCCAGAAGAGAUCCAACACACGGCAGAGAUGAUGAGGAGCCGGGGGCUGACAGGGGGCGAGGUGGCUGGUGUCACUGCAGCAGUCCUGGCAGGGCUGGCCACCAUCCUGGCGACUGUCUGCUACAGCCGCCGGAGGUAUAAGGCAAGGGGGUACCGCAUGAUGGAUGAAAGGCAUGGACCAGCAGCUGCCUGCCCUGAAGCCAACAAUGUGCCAAGUGUGGGACAGGGCUACCAGCAAGAAACAGAGGGCCUGCUGGCAUAAGCAUCUGUCCCUCACCACUUGCCAGGCAAGGCUUUGUGCCUGAAACCCAGCAAAGCCCACUGCCCGCCCUCCUUCCCACAGGUAAAGCUGCACAGUGCCACCAGCCCCCUGUCCUUCACUUCAUGAAGCUGCCCACAGAAAACCCAGGCUGACAUCCUACAGGAAAUGACAAUGCUUUUACCCUCCACCAGACCCCCAAGCUCCAGCCUCAGCCAUCUGGGAGGCUCCAUGAACCUUCAGACGUUCCUCUCCAGCUGAUCUUGAAGGCCAGCUCCCAGGGCCAAUUUGUCAUCAGUGCCCACUAUGAUUAUCCCUCUGCCAGCUCCUGCACCUCCAUGGCUACAUCUCCACUGAGAUUGGGCCCCACAGAAAGGCGUGCAAGGUCAGCCACCAGUUUCUGCUCACUACGCCUGGCAGUCAACCCUUCCCUGUGUGUAUCUAUCAGGAUACAGAAGCACAGAUCACUUUUAUUUCAGCCAGCUGCUAACUGUGUGUGCAAGAUGGCAUUAAAAAAGAAGCAAAAUACUGUGAAAA
Molecule: messenger RNA, 2746 nt
Organism: Pogoniulus pusillus (Red-fronted tinkerbird)
Lineage: Eukaryota; Metazoa; Chordata; Aves; Piciformes; Lybiidae
Gene: MPEG1
Product: macrophage expressed 1
Exons: 1
Coding region: 53-2212 (719 amino acids)
Biological process (GO): defense response to bacterium
Source: RefSeq, a predicted model, not a curated record